Bufo bufo (common toad) is the source of this 1113-nucleotide messenger RNA. It is a transcript of the gene PAX1, whose product is annotated as paired box 1. The record is from RefSeq and is a predicted model, not a curated record. NCBI's taxonomy places the organism in Eukaryota, Metazoa, Chordata, Amphibia, Anura, Bufonidae. Gene Ontology annotation, biological process: anatomical structure development; regulation of transcription by RNA polymerase II. Bases 1 to 1113 code for a protein of 370 amino acids. The transcript is spliced from 5 exons. Gene Ontology annotation, molecular function: DNA-binding transcription factor activity, RNA polymerase II-specific; RNA polymerase II cis-regulatory region sequence-specific DNA binding.
AUGGAACAAGCUUAUGGAGAAGUGAAUCAGCUGGGCGGUGUGUUUGUUAAUGGAAGACCCCUGCCCAAUGCUAUCAGGUUGAGGAUAGUGGAGCUGGCACAGCUGGGGAUCAGGCCUUGUGAUAUCAGCAGACAGCUACGAGUUUCUCAUGGAUGUGUGAGUAAAAUCCUGGCCAGAUACAACGAAACAGGAUCCAUCCUACCAGGGGCUAUUGGAGGGAGCAAGCCCAGAGUCACCACUCCUAACGUGGUCAAGCACAUCAGGGAGUACAAGCAAGGAGACCCCGGCAUCUUUGCUUGGGAGAUCAGGGACCGACUUCUGGCUGACAACGUCUGCGACAAGUACAACGUGCCUUCUGUCAGUUCCAUUAGUAGGAUUUUAAGGAAUAAAAUUGGAAACUUGUCUCAACCUAGUCAAUAUGAGAGCACAAAGCAGCCGACUUCACAACCGACAUUACAGUACAAUCAUAUCUACCAAUAUCCUUACCCAAACCCAAUAUCUCCCGGCUCUGCUAAGGUCGGCAGCCAUCACCAUGGAGUGCAUAUGCCACCCGGCCAUGUCAGCAUUGCCAGGACCUGGCCUUCAGCUCAUUCUGUCAACAACAUCUUAGGCAUCCGCACCUUCAUGGAACAAACAGGAGCCAUUGCUGGUGCAGAUGGUGCUGUUUAUUCCCCUAAAAUGGAAGAAUGGACAAGUGUUAACAGGACAGGGUUUCCUGCUACUCAGAACAUCAACGGAAUAGAGAAAUCUGCUGUAGACCCUGACAUCAAAUACCAACAGGCUGCCUCCAGUCUCUCCUCUGUGGGUGGCUUCGUUCAAGCCUGCGCCUAUCCUUCUACCAACCAGUAUGGAGUAUAUGGGGGCCCAGGAGCCGGAUAUGUCACCCAGGGGCAUCACUGGCAAACACAGGGAAGCCCCCUUACCCACCAUGGCCCAGGUGUGACUGUACAUGGUGGAGACAUCGCAGCCCCUAUGACCUUCAAGCACCAAGUCAGGGAAGGAGGAUUAGAAAUCUCCAUGGGUGCUGCCGCUGAAGGACGACAAGGAAAUGGUCAUUUCCUGCUUGUGGGGAGGACCCAUGAAGCAGAAACCACGAUGCAUCAGAAUUACUAG